UAACAUUACCCUUACUAAUAAGUUGUGUGUUCUCUCAAGCACUUAAAAAAAAUGUCGUCUCGACUUCUUGCUUCACUCACUGUAAUCAUUUUGUUGGCUGCUGUUGCCUCCGAAUUCACUGUUCCCUUGUCUGAAGUGGAAGCUCUAAAGGAAAUAGGAAAGUCGUUGGGAAAGAAUGAUUGGAAUUUCAGUGUAGAUCCAUGCAGUGGAGAAUCAGGUUGGGCCAAAUAUCCUGAUAUUGGCCCAUUUCGAAAUGCUGUCACAUGUGGUAACUGCACCUCCGAUAACACCACAUGCCAUGUUGUCACCAUGUAACACUUUCUCUCUCUCUUCCCCCCUCUCUUUCUCUCUAGGAUAUUUACAUGAAAGAAAAAUAUUAUUUAUUUAUUAAUCAGUUAAAUUAGCACAAACGGAUUUCUAAACAUGAGAAUACAUAUGGUUUCAAGAUUAAAUUUUCAUUUGAAAAUUAAAACCAAUUUCUAUUCAGUCCUUAGGAUUGCGAGAGAUUCAAAAAUCUCUUGAAAGAGCUGAUAGUGUCAAUUUUAUAAAUAAAAAUUAUU
Messenger RNA from Camellia sinensis, 560 nucleotides. The record is from RefSeq and is a predicted model, not a curated record. NCBI's taxonomy places the organism in Eukaryota, Viridiplantae, Streptophyta, Magnoliopsida, Ericales, Theaceae.